AUGUUCGUUCGUUUGAUCAACUAUACCACAAAGCUUGUGAGGAAGGGUUUCUGCCAUAUUGAAAACAACAUCAAGCUCUUGCCACAAUUUGUCAGCCUCGGAAGCUGGAAGAUCGCCCAUUCGCUGAAUUAUUUCGGAACCGAAAACACGGUACCGGUCGUCGGAGCCGACAGUAGAACCGAUGUUUCAUCCACAGCUAGCCCCAUAUCAGAAGUGACCACGCGAUCCAAUGGAAGCGGGAAGAGACAGGUUUGA
This is a messenger RNA of Colletotrichum lupini, 255 nucleotides long. RefSeq lists its product as uncharacterized. The record is from RefSeq and is a predicted model, not a curated record. The transcript has 2 exons. Lineage: Eukaryota; Fungi; Ascomycota; Sordariomycetes; Glomerellales; Glomerellaceae. The coding region runs from base 1 to 255 and encodes 84 amino acids.